Drosophila teissieri is the source of this 330-nucleotide messenger RNA. Its product is annotated as histidine-rich glycoprotein. Lineage: Eukaryota; Metazoa; Arthropoda; Insecta; Diptera; Drosophilidae. The record is from RefSeq and is a predicted model, not a curated record. The transcript is spliced from 3 exons. Bases 1 to 330 code for a protein of 109 amino acids.
AUGUCCGCCCUGAAAGUAUUCAUCUUCGUCGCCCUCUUCGCCGUGGCCUAUUGCGCCCCCAGUCCCGGCUUCUUUGGCAAACACGAGCACCACACGAUCCACGUGCCCUACAAGGUGCACACGGUGCACCACCACCACGUCCAGAAGGUCCACGUGCCGGUGGUGAAGCACGUGCCGGUGCCCAUCUACAAGGAGGUGCCCGUGCACCACGUCCACCACGAGGAGAUCCCCGUGCCGGUGCACCACGUCCACCACGAGGAGAUCCCGGUGCACCACGUCUUCGAUGACCACCACGGCUGGAGCUCCCACCACGGACACGGCUGGCUGUAA